UUGAAUAAUGCAAUUAAAUUUAAAAGGGCGAAUAGCGAGUCUCUUGCAUCAAAGAGCCGGCGUAACAGCAACAAAGAAAAUGAAAAUUUAAAAGGUAAAAAACCAGAUUUUAAACUUGUAAUGAAUGUAGUUGAUGAAAUUCUUUUCGGGGAAGUAAAACCACCAAAAAGUAAAAAUUCAACAUUGUUGCUUAACAAAGAUCUUGUGAAACUCGCAAAUUUCCAAGCUGGCUCAUUGGACGAACUGAUCAAAAAGUAUGGCAACAGAACUGGGCUGGCUUCUUUUGGAAUAUGGAUUUGUGGCGAACGCAUUUACAUUUAUGAUAUGGAUCUAAAUUACGAUGGGAUCUAUAAAAUGACCCUAACCUCAAAUCUAAUUGUUCCAACCAGCCAAACCCAGUUCGUAAGCCUGAUACCAGUCUUAGAGGCUUUUUACAAUAUCAAAGAUCGUAUUUCUAAUGUCUUAGAAAUUACCCAUGACAACCUACUUGAUUCCACAUCACGUUCAAUGUAUGGUAGGAAGCCUACUUCCUCUCCAAAACCCGUUAAAAUUCCAAUCAUUGGUUUACAGCCUAAAAAG
Molecule: messenger RNA, 579 nt
Organism: Funneliformis caledonium
Lineage: Eukaryota; Fungi; Glomeromycota; Glomeromycetes; Glomerales; Glomeraceae
Source: the annotation of a GenBank genome assembly